AUGGACGACGGGGGACUGCCCAAACGACUCUUCUAUGGCGACGUCGCCACGGUUUCCCUUCGCCAACGAGGUCGAAUUCGCCGAUACAAGGAUACGCGGAAGUCCUCUCUGAAGCGUCUGCAAAUUAACCCGGCCAACUGGGAAGACCUCGCCAACGACCGACCGACCUGGAGAAGAACAGUGAAGACAGACGCCGCGAUCUAUAAAGCCAACCGCAUCGUUGCCGCCAAAAUUAAACGUGAAGCACGCAAGUCCCAUGUGCGCUCACUCCCAUUCCCAGUGCACAACCGCCUCCAAAGUGCCCACGGUGUCAACGCACAUAUCGGGCACGAAUUGGACUUGUUGGACACCUCCGGAUCAACUGCGCAUCUCAGACCGCACCAACCGGCCAACUCCGCCUCGUCCUCCUCGCCGCCAAAUAAAUCUGACCGCACUUCUGAGCCACCACUUCGAUGCUCCUCCUCCUCCUCCUCCUCCUCCUCCUCCUCCUCCUCCUCUUCCUAUGCUACAACACCAGCUGUUGCGCCGCCUCCCACGCACAUCAACACUGCAAACUACCCUGACGCUCCGGCACACCAACCCCGCCACUGUCGAAACCAGCGGUGA
Messenger RNA from Spirometra erinaceieuropaei, 606 nucleotides. The record is from the annotation of a GenBank genome assembly. NCBI's taxonomy places the organism in Eukaryota, Metazoa, Platyhelminthes, Cestoda, Diphyllobothriidea, Diphyllobothriidae.